This is a messenger RNA of Dicentrarchus labrax (European seabass), 2608 nucleotides long. Its product is annotated as XK-related protein 8. The transcript has 3 exons. Lineage: Eukaryota; Metazoa; Chordata; Actinopteri; Moronidae. Gene Ontology annotation, biological process: phosphatidylserine exposure on apoptotic cell surface; engulfment of apoptotic cell; apoptotic process involved in development. The record is from RefSeq and is a predicted model, not a curated record. Bases 157 to 1410 code for a protein of 417 amino acids. Gene Ontology annotation, cellular component: plasma membrane.
CCUAAAGGGGAGGGUUUGUAGAGCAGAGAAACGAAAUACUACUUUCGGUUGUCUUGUGAAGUUAAUAAGUGACUGGAAACAACUCUUUCCUGAAGCAUGUAGCCAGACUAGAAGCAGGCAGUUAGUUUGAGUGAGAACUUUACUUUGACAGACACAAUGGCUAUUGCUGUGUUCAAAUACUCCCCAGUGGACUUCCUUUUCACUUCUGUGGGUCUGAUAUUCCUGCUGCUCGACAUAGCUCUGGAUGUGUAUGCUGUUGUUGCCUUCUACUUGGAAAAGGCCUACGUGCCCCUUGGUUUCCUGCUGCUGUUCCUGGUGGGCUCGUCUGUUCUCGUCCAGGCUUUCAGCUGGCUGUGGUACAGCUACGACGACUUUGAAAAGCGGACGAAGGUUGAGAAGUGCCUGAACAAGAAAGUGCUCAAACUUCUCCAUGUGCUGCAGCUGGGAAUCUACUUCAGGCAUGCAAGUGUCUUUGAGAUGUCUGUAUGCGGCAGAGACCCAAAGGACUUUGCGGUGUACCUGAGCCAUGACCUCAGCAUGCUGCGGCUCAUAGAGACCUUCGCAGAGAGCUCGCCUCAGCUCGUGCUCAUGCUCACUGUCAUUAUGCAGCGGGGAGAGCUCGAUCCUGUGACAGUGUUAAAGGCCGUCGGCUCAGCCUCAGCCAUCGCCAUCAGCGUGACCAUGUACCACCGCUCGUUGCGCUCCUUCCUGCCCGACAAGAAGCUGCAGGUGAUGACGUCAUCGGUGGUCUACUUUCUCUGGAACUUGUUUCUCCUCUCGUCUCGCCUCACCGCCCUCGCCCUUUUCGCCUCCGUGCUGCCCUGCUUCAUCGUCACCCACUUCCUCUGCUCUUGGAUACUUUUAUUCUUCUUCGUCUGGCGAUGCAAGACUGACUUCAUGGAGAGCCGUUUUGGAGAAUGGCUUUACCGAGCCACCGUAGGCCUCAUUUGGUAUUUCAACUGGUUUAAUGUGGUCGAGGGGAAGACGAGGUACAGGACUGUGCUCUAUCAUGGGUACAUACUGCUCGAUAUGUUCCUCCUCUGCAGUUUGUGGUACUGGAUGAUGAGUACAGACCCACCUUAUUAUAAAAUUCCGCACUUGUAUGCUAUAAUCAUUGCUGUCGGUGUCUUUGCGGUUUAUAUUCUCGGCCUCUUUUGUAAAAUGAUAUAUUAUCAGUGCUACCAUCCAAAUCUUGCCAAGGAGGAGUUGAAAGGGGACACAAUAGAUCAGGAACCAAUCAGUAAAGAAACACAAGCUUUAGAUGUGCCGGACUUUCCUGUGCUCAUGCUUCGCUCUCAAAUAGAGACGGACUCGAUGACAGAUGUUACAGAUCGCAGCGGCGCGCCCGCACCCGAGAGAAAACCCUGCAACAAGAGAAUGAGGAAGUUGGCCGAGAACUUCUACUCCUGACCUGCAUCACUUGACAUCCACCGGACAUGGAAGUUAGAAAGAGUCACACACCACAUCAUCCUCAUUAAUUAAGAUCACACGGUCGUGUCAAUCACGUGUUAACCACAGAUACAACCUCAAGACUUGACUUUAAGUGACGAUUGCAUUACCUGGUGCUGCUGUGUACAAAAGCACAUAAAGCUGCCAAUCAUUAUUUAAUCUGUUUUCCUGUUAAAGGAUCGGUUCACAAUGUUAAAUGUAUAAUACUAAAUACUUAAAUGGCGAUAUGUACACUGAAAUAUUGUUUUUAAAGAUCAGUUCUCAAUGCUGUACCAGUAUAAGAUGUCUUUCUAUGCAAACAUAUAUUAAUUAAUUUAAAGCAGUGAAGUUGCAGAUUGUAACCAACUGAAUACAGCUAGGCCUUCCAAGUGUGUACGAGAAACUACGGCCCUAUCGAGGACCAGUGUUAACAUAAUAGCUCAUUGUAAGGUGACAAAAACACUACGAUCCUUUUACUCGGGUGAUUAUACGCUAAUGAAAACAGACCUAUAAGUAUUAUAUUCUAUUUCUGGAUAGAAAAUGUUACACACUGGACCUUAAAGGGAAAAUUAUUGGUGGGGAUGGUGAAUGAGCUUUAUUUUUAAAAAAGCAAGGUGCUCUCCAGCUUUAUUCAAAAUGUUAAAUGGACCCUCACAAAAUAAACCUGCAAAGCCCCUCCACAAAUAUCCCAAAACAAUAUUAAGUUUAUUAUCAAACGUGUAUGAUGAAUUAAAAGUUGUUUACAAUUUAAAGUUUAAAUCAUUGAGAUUUUCAUUAAAUUAAACCUUAUUAUUGUAUAUAGUAUGCCAGAGUUAUUUAAUGUAUUUAAAUUAAUUAUAUAUAUAUAUUGUAGUUUUUAUUGGUAGUGGCGACAGUCAGGUUGCCUACCUAUGAUAAUGUAUGAAUGUAAUCCAGCAUUAUUGUUUGUAAUUGUAUGUCACUGUUAGAAUCACUGUUUGUUGAUUGUCAUCAGACUGUAUCAGAGCUGUUUUAUCUGCUCUUUCACAGUAAAAGCAUUGAACUGGUUUGUACAUAGACAGGUAUUGUAUUAGAUUAAUUUAUCCUUUAACAGCUGCACUGAAGUGCAGUGACAUUCCUUGUUUAUAUUGAUACCAAAUGUUUAUUUUAAUAUAAUGUAAUUUCUUUUUUCUUUUACAGUAAUAAAUAAGCAGAAACUUGA